AGAAUGUUCUACUGCUCUAGUAGAAGAAAUGAUAAAAACGUAGCGUGUUCUCGAUCUUGGUAUUUGCGGCCAAGUUUCCUCAUCACUUAUUCACCACGUAAAGCCAGGAUUUUACGACUAACUUACAAUGGACAAAGCACUAAAAACUGGCCUCUCAGCAGGCAUGUCUGCUAUUUCGGGCUUCCAUUCGAAGAAGCCCAAUUGGGCAGACCCAGAAACUGCGGGUGCCAACGUCUUACCGACAUCAUACUGCCCAGAACCAUGGUCUCGAGUGGAGUUCCCGAGCGCCCAAAAGCCCGUCAAGGCUUCAAAUAUCUGUAUCGGUGCUUGGUCGUGGGGCGACAAGUCGACAUGGCAAUGGGAUGAAAAAGAACUACCCCACGUCAUGAUGGCUUGGAAGACGCUUUAUGAGGCUGGCAUCAAUUUCAUCGACACUGCUGAAGCAUACGGCAAUGGGGAGAGCGAAAGGAUAAUCGGAGAACUAGUUGAGGAUAUUCCCCGCGAGACCAUUGUCAUACAGACCAAGUAUUUCAGCACUCCUCUCAAGGCCGAAACCUACCUUCAUCCUGUCGAUGGACCCGUCAAGAGUCUCAAGGCCAGUCUUCAGCGGAUGAACCUCGAAUACGUCGACAUUUACCUGAUCCAUGGACCCAUCCAUCCUCAAAGCAUCCGUGCCAUUGCAGAGGGUAUGGCUCAAUGCGUCGAACAAGGCCUUGCACACUCAAUUGGCGUCGCAAACUAUGACGUCGAAGACGUUCAGAAGAUUAACGAUGAACUAGCAAAGUUCAAUAUUCCUCUCGCGACAAACCAAUGCGAGUACAGCAUUCUUCGUCGCUACCCCGAACUCACUGGAAACAUCGAGAAGUGUAACGCCAGCGGCAUGAUCUUCCAGUCGUACUCAUCACUUGCACAAGGACGAUUGACUGGUAAGUACACCAAGGAUAAACCGCCGCCAAAAUCACGCCGCUUCAGCAGCUACAAGAUGGAAGAUCUUGAGCCUGUACUUGAGACUCUGGAAAGGGUUGCCGAGAGACGGCGCAAGAGUAUUGCCGCGGUCGCUUUGAACUAUAAUAUUAGCAAGGGAGUCCUGCCAGUUGUUGGAAUUAGGAAUGUCGAACAGGCCAAGUGUGCUAUUGAGGCGCUUGGAUGGAGGCUUACGGACAGUGAGAUUGUUGAGAUUGACAAGGUUAGCAUUGUCGGAGAUAAGACUGUGCUUUGGCAGCAGGGCUAGGUACUUGGGCCGUAGCCGGAUAAUAGACUAGAAUAGCACUGAUUAGCUUAUCGCUGAGAACAAAGAUUAAUCAAGGGUAAUGGAUAUGAGGAUUCUCAAACCCGAUAGAUACCGGUGAAC
Messenger RNA from Fusarium verticillioides 7600, 1351 nucleotides. RefSeq names its product alcohol dehydrogenase. Gene Ontology annotation, molecular function: oxidoreductase activity. The transcript has a single exon. The coding region runs from base 128 to 1231 and encodes 367 amino acids. NCBI's taxonomy places the organism in Eukaryota, Fungi, Ascomycota, Sordariomycetes, Hypocreales, Nectriaceae. The record is from RefSeq and is a predicted model, not a curated record.